Messenger RNA from Helianthus annuus (common sunflower), 2154 nucleotides. RefSeq names its product pollen-specific leucine-rich repeat extensin-like protein 1. Lineage: Eukaryota; Viridiplantae; Streptophyta; Magnoliopsida; Asterales; Asteraceae. The coding region runs from base 296 to 2020 and encodes 574 amino acids. The record is from RefSeq and is a predicted model, not a curated record. Gene Ontology annotation, molecular function: calmodulin binding. The transcript is spliced from 2 exons.
UUUAUUUAGGUUAUCUAAACAAUAUGCAAGUUUAGUGGUAAACGACAUUCCAUAUAAAUAGGAUGAUUUCAUGAUGAUCAACACAAUCUUAAUGUCCCACAAACAAUGCCAAUUUCUUUGGAACAUCACAAAUUGCAUACAUCAUCUCAAACCAACACAUGCAUUCCAACUUUUGUGGAAUGAAAACAUAAAUUAAAAAAAAAAAAACAAUCAAUGAUUCUUUCUUCAUGUCCUAUGAUCCCCUUCACGCCUUAAUUGUCCAAUUUUCAUCACUUGAAUCAACAAGGCUCGACGAAUGGCGUCAAAAGCGGCCACGAAGGACAAAAAGACAUCUUCGUCGACACCAACACGAAAAGCCGCAACUACAACUACUGCCCAACCAAAGAAACAGGCCACGACGAAUCCUGUUUCGACAGAAAAGACAACCUUGUCCCCCUCGAAUGAAACCAAAAAAGUUGCAUCAAACACUGACUCUUCCAACCAAACCACCAAAAAACAACCACCAUCUCCCGCUCGAGCGCGUACGCCUAGCUUACGCAGUCCUUCUCCUAAUCUUAAAGCCGGUAUACGUAGUCCUUCUCCGAAUCCUAAAGCUAGUAUACGUAGUCCUUCUCCGAAUCUUAAAGCUAGUAUACGUAGUCCUUCACCGAAUCUUAAAGCCAGCAUACGUAGUCCUUCUCCUAAUCCUAAAGCUAGUAUACGCAGUCCUUCUCCGAAUCCUAAAGCUAGUAUACGCAGUCCUUCACCGAAUCCUAAAGAUAAAUUACGCAGCCCGUCUCCGAAUAUCAAAGAAAUCAACACAAAAACCCUAUCAUUGAAAACGCCUCAUUUGACGCCAAAAUCUAAAGAAAUUGUGAAAUCUCCACCACUUCCUAAACCAGGAACUAAAAGAAGCCCAACAAGUGGUAAGAAGGACAGCAUUGGAAGUACUAAAAAGCUAACCAAACAACCAACAAAACUAGCUCCAAAAUUAAAACCAAAAGAUCAUGAUCAAGUUUCUGAAAAGAGUCAAAAUGAAGAUGAGAGUGAUCUAGAGAUUGAUCAAGAUGGUGUAGAAACCGAUUCUAAGCAGUCUCCGGCAGCUACCGAUCAAGAAGAUGAAUUAGAAUCAGAAGCAGAACCAGAAUCAGAGAAGAAAGUUGAAGCCGAGCAUAAGCCUGGGCUGGAUCAAGAUUCAGAGCCGAAUCUAGAUGUGGACCACAAGCUAGAGCCAGAACAAGACUUCGAGCCGAAACCAGAAGUGGAGUAUGAGCCAGAGCCAGAACUAGAGCCUGAGCCCAAUGUGGUGGAAAAACUAGAGUUAAAACCGGAGCCAGAAUCAGAGCCGGAAACUGAAGGCGAACAUAAGCCACAGUUGGAUCAAGAUUCGGAUUCGAAUCUUGAUGUGGAGCAUGAGUCAGAACCGGAACAAGAAGUGGAGGAAAAGCAAAAGCCGGAAUUAGAAGCAAAAGCAGAACUAGAACUAGAACCAGAACCAGUGUAUAAGCCGGAGCCAAAGAUGGAAGAGGCGAAGCUCGAAAUGGAACAUAAGCAAGAGAUGGAACUGGAUUUAGAUUCAAAGCACGAAAUGAAGUAUAAGCCCGAGCCAGAGUUGGAGCCGGAACCAAAGCCUAAGCCCAAAGUGGAGCAUAAGCCAGAGCCGAAGUUAGAGCCCGAAAUGAACAAGAUACCAGAGCCCAAACAACAGCCCAAGAUUGCUCUUAUUGCUAGUCGCUUCUUGGAGCCCAAUGUAGCCCAAGAAGAUCAACAACCAAUAAGGAAAGAAGCAAUAGUGGAAUCUAAAAAAGUGGAAGAAAAGAAAAAGGAAGAAAAUGGAGGGGUGGCAAGGGGCAGAGAUGUGGUGGCCAUAAAUAGCCAUGUUGGGGUUGGUCUCGACAAGAAGGAUAAUACGGCGUACAAUAAUGUGAUAGAGGAGACGGUAAUUAGGCUUCGUGAACAAAGAAAGAAUAAGGUGAGCGCGUUGGUUGGGGCAUUCGAAACCGUGAUUUCUUUGGAAUCAGAAUGCAACACCCCACCCUAAUGUGACUGACUGAUGUAUACAAAAUUUAGCAGCAGAUGUACUUUUAUCGAAAAUGGAUUGUGUUCAUACUUACAAGAGAAAUACUAUUCAAGUGUAAAAUGGAUAAGUACAAGAGAACUUAGAAUUAAGUAGUC